Messenger RNA from Letharia columbiana, 1989 nucleotides. RefSeq lists its product as uncharacterized. Gene Ontology annotation, biological process: GPI anchor biosynthetic process. The transcript is spliced from 3 exons. The record is from RefSeq and is a predicted model, not a curated record. Gene Ontology annotation, cellular component: endoplasmic reticulum. Lineage: Eukaryota; Fungi; Ascomycota; Lecanoromycetes; Lecanorales; Parmeliaceae. Bases 1 to 1989 code for a protein of 662 amino acids.
AUGAAUCUACUACAGUAUGCCGGGAGGCUUUAUUCUCUCGAUACCCUCGAUACCAGGUUCACAUCCUUAUCCAAGACUCCUCCUUCACGCAUUGAUCCCGCAAGACCCUCACCAGAUGAGGCAUCCUACAAGAAAGGCAGAAGCGGAGCCGAUGAGCUAGCUAAGGGGGCAUCUCCACCGCGAUGGAGGUCUCCUGAAUUCAUAUACCAUGGCUUGGUCGUCUUCCUAGCUGUUCCGCUUAUGUUCAAAACGGCCUACGAUGCCUCUAAGCGUAAGGAUGCAUUCGCUUCCCUUGGAGCUCCGCAGACUGAUGUGGUCGGUACAGCUUCUCACCAGAAUUACAACAAAUUUUCUCCUCUGCUAUCUCCUGGCUGGAUCCCAGGCCGCAAAAUUGAUAAUUCAGAUCAGCAGUAUGCAACUUUUAGAGACAACGUACCAUACCUCUUCAUCGUUAUGGCACUACACCCCAUUCUACGGAGACUCUUCGAUUCCAUCUACAGUACAGCGUUCACUCCCUCCUCAAGAUCCCUACCGAAUGGCAGUGAAUCGCCAGCUGGCUCAGCCUCAGAAUCCCUCACGGCCGACGGGCGAAUGAAUCAACGGAUCUCCUUUGACGUGGGCUUCAGUGUCUUAUUCCUGCUCGCUCUGCAUGGCUUCUCGGCAAUAAAGGUGUUACUGAUACUAUACAUCAACUACACUCUCGCAACGCGGCUGAAGAAAGAAUACGUGCCCGUAGCCACGUGGUUCUUCAAUAUUGGUAUCUUGUUCGCCAACGAACUUGGCAAGGGCUAUCCGUACAGCGACAUUGCAAGCAUCAUUCUCCCCUGGUCCGCUUCUUUGGAGAAACAAGAUGAGCAAGAUCCAAAAGGUAAUUGGGGCACCGUCCUUGACAGCUACGGGGGAUUGGUUCCAAGAUGGGAGAUUCUCUUCAACGUAACAGUUCUACGACUGAUCAGCUUUAACUUUGAUUACGUCUGGAGUUCCAAUCGAGGAGCUAGUAGCCCAGUCGAGAAGAAACAGCUCGAUCCUGCAAAUCUGUCAGAGAGGGACAGGGUCGACCUCCCGGCAAAACCUCAAGACUACUCUUUUCGCAACUACCUUGCUUAUGCUUUGUACUCGCCUCUCUAUCUCGCAGGACCAAUUUUGACUUUUAACGAUUAUAUUUCACAACAGCGAUAUACCCCUCGAAGCAUUACUCGAAGUAGGAAUCUGCUUUAUGGUAUCAGGUUUUUUAUUGCGCUUCUGUCCAUGGAGGUCAUGAUUCACUUCAUAUAUGUUGUAGCAAUUUCUAAAGCGCAGCCAGAAUGGCAGGUAUACACGCCGCUCCAGCUGAGCAUGUUGGGCUACUUUAAUCUUCACCACAUAUGGUUGAAGCUUUUACUACCCUGGCGCUUCUUCCGACUCUGGGCAUUGCUUGACGGCAUCGAUCCUCCCGAGAAUGUCGUGCGCUGCAUGUCCGACAACUACUCCACUUUCGCGUUCUGGAGAGGAUGGCAUCGUAGUUUCAAUAGAUGGAUCAUUCGCUACAUUUAUAUCCCAAUGGGCGGGAGUGGAGGACCAGGAACCCGCGGAAUCUGGGGUCAAAUAAGAGGAAUAGUCAACCUUUUGGCCGUUUUCACCUUCGUGGCAAUGUGGCAUGAUAUUCAGCUAAAAUUAUUGCUGUGGGGAUGGCUGAUCUCGCUCUUCGUUCUCCCGGAAACCUUGGCCGGCUUCCUGUUCCCAAAGCAAAAGUGGAAGGAUCACAAGGAAGUGUACCGAUUGAUAUGCGGAGUGGGAGCUGUUGGGAACAUUAUGAUGAUGAUGUCGGCCAACCUUGUGGGUUUUGCUGUAGGUCUUGAUGGACUUAAAGGAUUGGUGCAGGGUAUUGUCGGGUCUUACUCAGGCUUGGUAUUUCUAGGAUUCGCUUGCGCGGCUCUUUUCACAGGGGCGCAAGUUAUGUUCGAGCUUAGGGAAGAGGAGCUACGGCAUGGAAUCCACAUGAAGUGCUAG